Choloepus didactylus (southern two-toed sloth) is the source of this 1778-nucleotide messenger RNA. It is a transcript of the gene CCT8L2, whose product is annotated as chaperonin containing TCP1 subunit 8 like 2. Gene Ontology annotation, cellular component: chaperonin-containing T-complex. Gene Ontology annotation, biological process: protein folding. Gene Ontology annotation, molecular function: ATP-dependent protein folding chaperone; ATP hydrolysis activity; ATP binding. The record is from RefSeq and is a predicted model, not a curated record. The transcript is spliced from 3 exons. Lineage: Eukaryota; Metazoa; Chordata; Mammalia; Pilosa; Megalonychidae. Bases 84 to 1775 code for a protein of 563 amino acids.
AAUGGAGGUUUUGCAGUAAUGUUUCUGGAAAGACAGAAUAUGAUGAAGUGUUACAGGAUUUCAGGAGCCUGGUAUCAAGUAUCAUGCAGUCUCUGGAGGAGUCUCCAAAGUCAAAAGAGGCAAUGGACAGCAGAGUCCCCUCGGCCCUGGAGCUGCCACAGCUGCUGGCCCGGAGCACAGAGCAAAGCACAAGGGGGCCAGGAGAAGGGAAGUACUUGCUAAGCAGCACAGCUGCCAUCCAGACCCUGGCCAGGGUCAUUCGGUCUUGUUUUGGCCCCUAUGGCCGACAGAAGCUCCUGGUAACUACUAAAGGAGAAACAGUCUGCACAGGGUUUGCCAUUGCCAUUCUCCGGGCCUUAGAACUGGAACAUCCAGCAGCCUGGCUCCUCCGGGAAGCUGCCCAAACGCAAGCAGAGAACAGUGGAGAUGGCACGGCCUUUGUGGUUCUUCUGACGGAAGCCUUGCUUGAGCAGGCAGAACACCUGCUGCGGGCGGGCCUGCCUCGCCCUCUUCUCAGGGAGGCCUACGCAACAGCAACCUCAGAGAUCCUGGCACGACUGCCUUCCUUGGUGAUCCGAUCACUGGGUCCUUUGGAAAAUCCAUUUUGGGCCCUCCAUUCUGUAAUGAAUACCCACUCUCUGUCCCAGACAGACUUCUUGACCAAGUUAGUAGCCCAGGCUUGCUGGGCUACCAGGGAGCUGGAUGGGAAAUUCAAACCUGAGCGUGUCGGGGUGUGCACACUGCGCGGAGCAGCCCUAGAGAACUCGUGCCUACCCCCAGGGUUGGCUGUGUCUGGGAAACCCUGUGGGCAAAUAGUCACAGUGGUAAGCGGGGCCAGUGUGGCUCUGUUUGCUUGUCCCUUUGGACCUGCCAGUCUGAAUGCACCAGCAAGGGCUAGUCUCUCUAGUCCUGAUGAGCUAUCUAAAUUCAGGAAAGGAAACGAACAAUUGAUAGAAAAGCUAGUAGCCCAGCUGUCAGCCAUGGCUAUUAAUGUGGUGGUAGUAUGGGGGGAAAUUGAUGAGAAGACCCUAAUACAUGCUGAUAAUCAUGGCAUCAUGGUUAUUCAAGCAAAUUCCCGGAGGGAGAUAGUUUACCUGAGUGAGGUGUUGGGCACCCCUUUGAUGCCUCACAUGCUUCCUCCACCGGUGCCAGGAAAGUGCCAGAGGGUUUAUGAACAGGAGCUGGGAGAAGCUUUGGCUGUGGUAUUUGAAUGGGAAUGUCCAGACACACCUGCCCUCACCUUGGUCCUCAGGGGGGCCACACCUGAGGGAUUACGAGUUGCAGAGCAGGCUGCCUACCAUGGCAUUGAUGCCUAUUUCCAGCUGUGUCAGGAUCCCAGACUGCUUCCAGGAGCUGGGGCCACAGAGAUGGCUCUGGCCAAAAUACUCACAGAAAAAGGAAGCAAAUUGGAAGGGCCUAAUGGUCCUGCAUUCCUAGCAUUUGCCCAGGCCCUGAGGUCUCUUCCUGAAACCUUGGCAGAGAAUGCAGGCUUAGCCGUCUCAGAUGUAAUGGCAGAAAUGCAUGGAGCUCACCAAGCUGGAAACUUCCUAAUAGGAGUGGGAGAAGAAGGGAUAAUAAAUGUGGCCCAGGAAGAGGUGUGGGACACUCUAAUAGCCAAAGCCCAAGGACUCCGAGUGAUAGCUGAUACAGUGUUACAGCUCGUGACUGUAAAUGAAAUUAUAGUGGCCAGGAAAUAUCCCACACAAAAGCAGGACUUGGAACCUGAUACUAAGAAGAAAAAGAAACUCCCAAUUCCUUUAAGAAAAAAUCUUUGAAAU